Molecule: messenger RNA, 1299 nt
Organism: Aspergillus fijiensis CBS 313.89
Lineage: Eukaryota; Fungi; Ascomycota; Eurotiomycetes; Eurotiales; Aspergillaceae
Product: FMN-binding negative transcriptional regulator
Exons: 1
Coding region: 204-1040 (278 amino acids)
Source: RefSeq, a predicted model, not a curated record
AAUAAGACAGACCGGUGGGCCUACUCACAAUUGAAUCACAAAAACCACAUUGGAAAUCAUUCUAUCAGAGCCAAUUGAUGCAAGUUCAUUAGACUAUAAAGCCAGUAUCCUCCUGAGACAACUUUCAUUCUAAAUCAAACCCGGCACCCACCCCGCCUCUCUUUCUCACCACCACCAAAACCAACUCAACAAGAAACAACAAGAUGUAUCUCCGCGCCAUCCACGCCGAAUCCAGCAUCGCCUACCUCCACCAACUCAUCCGCGACAACCCGCUGGGCAUCUUCACGACCGCCAUCCAAUCCCCGGCCCACCCGCUCCUCCAAACCAGCCACAUCCCUUUCGUCCUCGACGUGCCCGAGUCUCUUCCGCCCGUCACCGAUGCCGCCGCCGCCGCCGCCACCGCCGAACCCACCACUCACCUCGGCACCCUCCGCGGCCACAUGGCCAAACAGAACCCGCAAGCCAAGGCCCUGAUGGAGGCACUCGCCGCCCACCAAGCCGCCAGCAAUAGCAGCGGGGCCCUCGAGCUCCCCGACGAGGUGCUCGUCCUCUUCAACGGCCCCCACCACCACUACGUGACGCCCAAAUUCUACACCGAGACCAAGCCCGCCACCGGCAAGGUGGUGCCGACCUGGAACUACUCGGCCGCCCAGGUGUACGGCAGGGUCCGGGUGUACUGCGACAGCAAAGCCGACGCGACGGGCGCCUACCUGCAGCGGCAGGUGGAGGAUCUGUCGCGCGAGGCGGAGACGCGGAUCAUGGGGUACGAGAAGCCGUGGGCGGUUGCGGAUGCGCCGGUCAACUAUGUCGAGUUGCUGAAGAAGAAUAUCAUCGGGAUUGAGAUCCGCAUUGAGCGGUUGCAGGGGAAGGUGAAGAUGAGUCAGGAGAUGGGGAAGGGGGAUCGCGAGGGGGUGAUCAGGGGGUUUGAGGCGUUGGGGGGGGAGACUGGGUUGGGGGUCGCGGGGACGGUGAGGGAGAGGGCGGAGUUGAUGGAGUUGAAGAAGAAGGAGAGGGUUGGGGCCAGGGAGGGGGAGGUUUGAUCUGUGCGGGCUGGGCUGUGUGUUGUACAACAGGAGUUAAACUGAUACUGGGAUGCUGAUUUAUGGGAUUCAUUAGGUCUGUGUUGCGAUUUGGUGCCAUAUGUGUAUGGGCCCGAGUAGAUUGUGGAUUCGCUUGGCGAGAUCCUCGUUAUUUGCUGAUGGAGGAAUGUGCAUUAGAGCCUCGCUGUUUUCAAACGUCAGGAGUGCAUGUUCUUUGCGUCAAAUUGGGAAGGUCAGCAUAUGGUUGUUGGAAUCUGAA